AAAUCCAGUCUAAAGAGUUGCGAAAAGAGCAAGAUCAAGAAAUUGGGGAAGAAAACAAUGAAAUCGGAGACAUUGACUCUUGUUCUGGUGAACCUGGCGGGCAUCGUGGAGCGAGCAGACGAGUCUUUGCUCCCCGGCGUCUACAAGGAAGUGGGUGCUGAAUUGCACACGGACCCGAUCGGGCUCGGGUCGCUGACCUUGUUCAGAUCAAUUGUCCAGUCUUCCUGCUACCCCAUUGCCGCCUUCCUAGCGGUGCGCUACAACCGAGCCCAUGUAAUUGCUCUUGGUGCGUUUUUAUGGGCCGCCGCCACUUUCCUCGUUGCCCUCUCCUCCACUUUUUUUCAGGUAGCUGUAUCCAGGGCUCUAAAUGGGAUUGGCCUUGCAAUAGUUGCUCCCGCAAUUCAGUCUCUUGUUGCUGACUGUACUGAUGAUGGUAACCGCGGUGUGGCUUUUGGGUGGCUACAACUCACAGCCAACUUUGGUUCGGCAAUUGGGGGGCUUCUUUCAGUUUUAAUAGCACCAAUAACAUUUCUCGGAAUUCCUGGUUGGAGAAUUUCCUUUCAUAUUGUUGGACUGAUCAGUGUUGUUGUUGGUAUUUUAGUCCGCCUCUUUGCCAAUGAUCCUCACUAUUCAGAUGGUGGUAGAAAAGCUAGCAGUCAAGUUUCAAGUAAAUCCUCAAUGGCAGAAAUGAAGGACCUGAUUCAGGAAGCAAAAGCAGUCAUAAAGAUUCCGUCAUUCCAGAUUAUAGUAGCUCAAGGUGUCACAGGUUCAUUCCCGUGGUCAGCAUUGUCGUUUGCACCAAUGUGGUUGGAGCUACUUGGCCUCUCCCAUAAGAAAACUGCAACGCUGAUGGCCUUGUUUGUCAUUGCUACUUCCCUUGGAGGCCUAUUUGGGGGUAGAAUGGGGGAUUUUCUCUCUAGGCAUCUCCCAAAUUCUGGAAGGAUAAUUCUAUCUCAGAUAAGCUCAGCAUCAGCCAUCCCUCUAGCAGCAAUUCUCUUGCUUGUUUUACCUAAUGAUCCGUCAAAAGUGGCACUGUUUGGUUUGGGUUUUUUCAUUCUGGGUUUUUGCAUAUCAUGGAAUGCUCCAGCUACAAACAACCCCAUAUUUGCGGAGAUAGUUCCAGAAAAAUCCCGAACAAGUGUUUAUGCUCUAGACCGUUCUUUUGAGUCCAUCCUAUCAUCAUUUGCUCCACCUGUGGUUGGGCUACUGGCUGAGCAUGUCUACGGUUAUAAUAAUCCUCUUCAUAAAGGAUCCAGUGAAUCAGAAGAAAUUGCUACAGACAGAGGCAAUGCUGCAUCUUUGGCCAAAGCACUCUACACAGCAGUAGGACUUCCAAUGGCUCUCUGUUGUCUUAUCUACUCUUUUCUUUAUUCCACCUAUCCAAGGGACAGAGAAAGGGCUCGGAUGGAAGCAUUAAUAGAAUCAGAAAUGCGAGAGAUACUGACCAGUCAGUUGCCUGAAGGUGGAGAAUAUUCUCAAUCUCAGCUCUCAAAGACAGAAGAAUCAUAUGUUAGGGAUAGAAGUGUUAUUGAAGUGGAGUAUGAAAGUGAUGAUGAUCAUGAUACAGAUGAAAAUGAUGAGAAUGCUUUUCUUUACCGCCAGUUGACAUUCUCAAAUUUAGGUGAAUAGACUGAUAUCUUAAUUGUGUCAAUGAUGAUAAGACAUUCUUUCCGGCAGAUAAUGUAAUAAAAAAUUUCCAUUUUUCAUCUCCAGGUGUAUCAGGGAAAACAAAAACAGAAAUGUAAA
Messenger RNA from Rubroshorea leprosula, 1746 nucleotides. Lineage: Eukaryota; Viridiplantae; Streptophyta; Magnoliopsida; Malvales; Dipterocarpaceae. The record is from the annotation of a GenBank genome assembly.